Panthera uncia (snow leopard) is the source of this 2372-nucleotide messenger RNA. RefSeq names its product EH domain-containing protein 2. Gene Ontology annotation, biological process: endosomal transport; endocytosis. The record is from RefSeq and is a predicted model, not a curated record. Gene Ontology annotation, molecular function: protein binding; calcium ion binding; GTP binding. The coding region runs from base 46 to 1677 and encodes 543 amino acids. The transcript has 5 exons. Gene Ontology annotation, cellular component: cytoplasm; plasma membrane. NCBI's taxonomy places the organism in Eukaryota, Metazoa, Chordata, Mammalia, Carnivora, Felidae.
CUGCACGUCUCCCUCAGCAAGCCCAGUGGGCAGUGCUCGGCCACCAUGUUCAGCUGGCUGAAGCGGAGCGGGGCGCGGGGCCAGCAGCCCGAGGCCAUCCGCACGGUGACCUCGUCGCUCAAGGAGCUGUACCGCACCAAACUGCUGCCCCUUGAGGAACACUAUCGAUUCGGGGCCUUCCACUCGCCGGCCCUGGAGGACGCCGAUUUCGACGGCAAGCCCAUGGUGCUGGUGGCCGGCCAGUACAGCACGGGCAAGACCAGCUUCAUCCAGUACCUGCUGGAGCAGGAGGUGCCGGGCUCCCGCGUGGGGCCCGAGCCGACCACCGACUGCUUUGUGGCCGUCAUGCACGGGGACACGGAGGGCACCGUGCCGGGCAACGCCCUCGUGGUUGACCCGGACAAGCCAUUCCGCAAGCUCAACCCUUUUGGGAACACCUUCCUCAAUAGGUUCAUGUGUGCCCAGCUGCCCAAUCAGGUCCUGGAGAGCAUUAGUAUCAUCGACACCCCGGGCAUCCUGUCAGGCACCAAACAGAGAGUGAGCCGCGGCUACGACUUCCCGGCGGUGCUGCGCUGGUUCGCGGAGCGCGUGGACCUCAUCAUCCUGCUCUUCGACGCGCACAAGCUGGAGAUCUCGGACGAGUUCUCGGAGGCCAUCGGCGCCCUCCGGGGCCACGAGGACAAGAUCCGCGUGGUGCUCAACAAGGCGGACAUGGUGGAGACACAGCAGCUGAUGCGCGUCUACGGGGCGCUCAUGUGGGCGCUGGGCAAGGUGGUGGGCACGCCCGAGGUGCUGCGCGUCUACAUCGGCUCCUUCUGGUCCCAGCCCCUCCUGGUGCCCGACAACCGGCGCCUCUUCGAGUUGGAGGAGCAGGAUCUGUUCCGGGACAUCCAGGGCCUGCCGCGCCACGCCGCCCUGCGCAAGCUCAACGACCUGGUGAAGAGGGCCCGGCUGGUGCGGGUACACGCGUACAUCAUCAGCUACUUGAAGAAGGAGAUGCCCUCCGUGUUUGGCAAGGAGAACAAGAAGAAGCAGUUAAUCCUCAAGUUGCCCGUCAUCUUUGCGAAGAUUCAGCUGGAGCAUCACAUAUCGCCCGGCGACUUUCCCGACUGCCAGAAAAUGCAGGAGCUGCUGAUGGCUCACGACUUCACCAAAUUCCACUCGUUGAAGCCGAAGCUGCUGGAGGCGCUUGACGAGAUGCUGACCCACGACAUCGCUAAGCUCAUGCCCCUGCUGCGGCAGGAGGAGCUGGAGAACACCGAGGUGGGCGUGCAGGGCGGCGCUUUCGAGGGCACCCACAUGGGCCCGUUCGUGGAGCGGGGGCCCGAUGAGGCCCUGGAGGACGGCGAGGAGGGCUCGGACGACGAGGCCGAGUGGGUGGUGACCAAGGACAAGUCCAAGUACGACGAGAUCUUCUACAACCUGGUGCCGGCCGAUGGCAAGCUGAGCGGCACCAAGGCCAAGACCUGGAUGGUGGGCACCAAGCUCCCCAACUCGGUGCUGGGGCGCAUCUGGAAGCUGAGCGACGUCGACCGGGACGGCAUGCUGGAUGACGAGGAGUUCGCCCUGGCCAGCCACCUCAUCGAGGCCAAGCUGGAGGGCCACGGGCUGCCCGCCAACCUGCCCCGUCGCCUGGUGCCGCCCUCCAAGCGACGUCACAAGGGCUCUGCAGAGUGAGCCGGCCACUGCCUGCAGGCCCUCCCUCCCACUCGCCCUGCUGUGGCUCCCCAGCUCCAGCUGGCUGCACGCACGCCCCCGCCCCAGCCUGCCACACGCGCUGCCUGCCCGCCCUCCCAGCCGUAAGGAUGGGGGUCUGUCCACCCGCCACCGCCGGACCGUGGGGACCAGGGGAGGGGCAAGGCUUCCCUGCCCGGCCUUUGCACCGCUACCCUCGCCUAUACUUAGGCACAUCACACCGACCUUAACACACGCACACAGACACACAGAGGCAUCGAUUCGAUCGUGGGCCAUUCAAGUAUUUAUUGAGCACCUACUAUGUUUGAAGGCACAGAGCUUCCUCCAGGCCCUGGGGGUUACAGCAGAGAGCAGAACACAUGAUCUGCCCUCGGCGGGGGGGGCUGACGUUCUCAGGACAGAGCACCUGCACUGCGACACAGACACACACACGAGGCCCUAACCAGUCUGAUCCCCGAUUCUGGGCAGGAAUCCUCGCCUCUCUCCAUAGUUCCGUGGCCAUUUGUUCCAAAUAACCAAGGGAAAGUCCCCCCCCGGCCCCACUUCUUGACAUCCAGACAAGGACAGCCCCCCGCCCCCCACUCUAUGAUGUUCUCAGGCCUUGGGACCACGGGGAGCGCGGAGCGGGAGACCCAACCUCCUUCCUCAGAUGGACCCCUCUUCAGCCCCUACCCCCC